This is a messenger RNA of Menidia menidia (Atlantic silverside), 4425 nucleotides long. Lineage: Eukaryota; Metazoa; Chordata; Actinopteri; Atheriniformes; Atherinopsidae. The record is from the annotation of a GenBank genome assembly.
UCUAAUGUUGUUGCCAUGGCAAUAUGGGCUCCUAUUCAGAUAGCGGGACAGUUUCAGUGCCUCUGGCUGUGGUAUUCGCACUGUUGGCCCUGUAUGGCCCAGUGCAUCAUAUUCCUGGCAACAGAGCUGGCCUGUCAAUGAGGAAGGAGGGAGGGAGGAGUUUGGUUUGUGGAAGAUGUAUCUCAUGAUCAGCCCUUCAAACAGCCAUAACUCAGCCCCAUGGCACUUGACUAUUGCUCAGUUAACCCUGAGUUAACGCCCUCUGAUCUGUGAAAACUUAAAAAAAAUAUUUAUCCAACAUUGCGUGAGGCAGGGAGGAGGUUUAGUGCGACUUUAUUGGUGGCAUCUUUCUUUUGCAUGUUAAUCAUUUAUGUUUAUGACGCAUGACACGUCAAUCGCUGGUAGAAACAAGAGCCAAAGGUCUCAGAGACAUCAGUACAAAGAAGUCCUCUGUCAAUAUCGCCAGUUCUUAUCUUUCCUUUUAUUUGAAGACAUGGGGGCGCUAACAGGAAGCCUGUUGUUGAUAUCCCUGGUCAGCUUUGUUAGAGCCAACAGCAGUCCUACAAUCAACAGAAACGUCUACUUUGUGUGUGAAGACACCCCCGAAGGUGGCUAUGCAUUUGACAUCAUUGCAUCAGAUGCGGAUAACGACCCCCUGACUUUCUCACUCACUGAUUCUGGUGCUACAUAUUUCAACGUACAGAGUGACACGGGUCGUGUAACAGUGAAAAUGCUACUAGACAGAGAGGCUGGGGACGUAAUGAUGGUUGGAGUUAGUGUCAGUGACCAUAUUAAUAGCAUAAGAGGAUCAUUAACCGUCAUAUUAAACGACACCAACGACAACAGGCCCCUAUUCAAACAGCCUUCUUAUGACAUUGAGAUCCCAGAAAAUACAACUGUGGGUACAUCUCUAUACCAAGUGCAAGCCAGUGAUGCUGACACAGGACUUGCUGCGGUUAUUAGGUACAGCAUCGACGAGGUGACUCCACCUAAUGGAAUUGAAAUGUUUGAAAUAAUUCCAUCAACUGGUUAUGUCACCUUGAAAAAGAAUCUGAAUUUCACCUCGCUGAGCUCCUUCUAUCGAAUGAAGAUUAGUGCAACUGACAGUGGAGGCUCCUGUGCGUUUGAUGAAGUAGUUUUCCAAUCAAGCAGUGUUUUCUCCUUCAUUACGGUCAAGGACGUCCCAGAUCUCGACCCACAGUUUAUCGGCACUCCUUAUGUAGGGAGCAUUGCAGAAUACUCAGCUAUAGGUUCCCCAGUCUUACAGGUGACAGCCAUUGACCAGGAUACAGGGAUUAAUGAUGUUAUGAUCUACACCAUUGAAAGUGCCACUAUAGAGGAUCUGUUCUCAAUAUCUCAAGACAGUGGUUUAAUAUCUGUACAGUCAGUGAUUGACAGAGAAGUUGUUGGUGAUGUCGUAACGCUGACAGUGAAGGCCACUGAGUCCAAACCAAAUAUCAAUGGGCUCCAUUCCAGCACCACAACUAAAGUACAGAUCAACAUCAUGGAUAUCAACAACAACAAGCCGGAGUUUUACAAGUGUGGAAGCACCUGUGUUAAAGCAACUGAAUUCACAGGAGAGGUCUUGGAACAUUCCCUGGGGUCCAUUUCCAUCAACAUGACAGUCAUAGAUCUGGAUAAGAUUUCCCGAACUGAACUGAGUCUAGCGGGAGUUGACAAAGACGUGUUUUCUGUGGAACCUUCAGUCACCAUGUCACAAAGCAUUGUUCAGCUUCUUGUUACGGAGCCCCACAAUCUUGAUUAUGAGAAAAAGCAGCAGAUGAUCCUUCAGGUGAUAGCCAUGGAUGCAGAAACUAAAAACAGCUCCACCGCUACAGUCACUAUAACCAUAAAGGACGCCAAUGACAACAGUCCCAUCUUCCCACAGGACACAUAUAGGUUAGAAAUUCCAGAGCACUCUCCUGAGGGGACGGUUCUGGACACCAUCACUGCAGACGAUCCUGACUCAAUGGAUCAAGGCAACAUCACCUACAGGCUUCUUCCUGACAGCAUACUGCUGUACUUUGACGUUGAGCGGCGCACAGGUAAAGUCUACGUGAAAAACCAAACUCUGUUGGAUCGCGAGGUCAGGUCCCUGUAUUCAGCCACUCUGCAAGCCAGAGACACAGACAACAAACCUGGCUCCACAGUGCUGGAGAUCACUCUGCUUGACAUCAAUGACCAGUCCCCAGUCAUCCCCAGGGAUUCCUACCUAGAGUUUGUUCAAGAGGGUAGUGAUCUUCACCUCAAGAUUGAGGCUACAGAUACAGAUGAACCAAAUACACCAAACAGCCAGAUUUCAUUCAGCAUCGUACCAAGCAACCACAGCAGCAUGUUCUCCAUCGUCGCCAGCACGGGUGUAUUGACAAAUAGUGGCGAACUGGAUCGGGAAGCUCUGGAUCCAGAACUGAGAGGGAGGAUUGAGCUUACUGUUAUGGCCACCGACAAUGGAAGUCCUCCACUGUCCACCACAGUGCCAGUAAUCAUCAAUGUGGAGGACAUCAAUGACAACGCACCAGAAUUUCAAGCCUCAUCUUACAAAUUCUCUGUUAAAGAAGGGGAGAGAGGCAAGUGUGCAUUUGUGGGCUCUGUUCAUGCCGUGGAUCUGGAUCAGACGACAGACUUCAACCGCAUUUCUUUCAGCAUUGUCGAAGGAAGCUUUGGCAGCUUCAUCAUUCGAACCUUUUCUGAUGUGAGCGGCUACAGGGGAAACAUCACUGUGGACCCCGACAUUGAGCUGGACUUCGAGGGCGCCCGCACACAAUACCAUCUGCAGGUGGAGGCGGCAGAUCUGGAGCUGCAGAAAGUUGCUGUGACGGUGGAAGUGAACGUGUUGGAUGUGAAUGACGAGAGGCCUGAGUUCCAGGCAGCAGGGCCCAUCUCUGUGAAGGAAAACACCACCAUGACUGAGAGCCUUGGGAAAUUCAUAGCAACUGAUAAAGAUGGAAACUUUUCCUUGGUCUACGAGCUAGAGUCUGUCACUUGCAUUUGUCAAGACGUGGAAACCCCCUGCAACUGGUUCAUUGUCGACAACGAUGGAGCAGUUCGAGUCAAUCCAGAGGAAACAGUUGACUAUGAGGAAUGUAAACAGGCCAUUGUAGAGGCUCAGGUGAUGGAUGAAUACACAGAGAAAGGGGAAAACAACAGUGCAACAUCAGGAAAAAUGGUGAUCAACAUCGAAGACAUCAAUGACAACACUCCACAGUUCAUCCCCUCCGAUUCUGUAUUUGUUGUUGUGUCAGAAGGCGCAAGCAGAGGGACAUCAGUUGCCAGGGUCACUGCUACAGACAGAGACAUCGGAGAGAAUGGUGAGAUUGAGUUUAGAGUAACAGCUAUUAACUUUCUGGACACAAACAACCAAACGACCAGUAUGAGGCUGGUGUUUGAGGCUGUCACCACUCAACAAAGGGACAUUUUUGUUGGGAUUGUUCAAACCACUGAAGGCCUUGAUUUGACUCUAAAAGGGAGAUAUUUUGUGACAGUCACAGCAACUGAUGGGGGUGGCCUCUUCACCAGCAGUGUGCUCGAGAUUUUCACAGUUGAUGAGUCUUUCAAAGUUGAGCUGCUUUUUUCGAUAUCUGAAAUUGAAAUUGAAAACAAGCGAAGUGAAAUCCUCAGGUAUAUCUUUUUCUUGCAGCACUGUCCGAGGCACUCACAUCUGCCACCACUGCUUCUGUUGAAAUUGUCGAAAUUAGACCUGUUUCUAGCACUACCAGGCAAGCUUCCUCUGGCUGAGACGAAGACUAUCAUGGUGGCAUAUUUUGUCUUCCCCAAUGGGACAGCUCUCACCUCUAUUGAAGUGGAAGCUAUGCUUUCUCAUCGUGACCAUUAUCCUACACUGAUAGAACUUGGCCUCAGUAACAUUGGAGAUGUCCCCGUGGCAGAGACAUCAACAAACCCUGUGACGUAUAUCCUGCUGGGCAUGGUGGGGGGACUCAUCAUUGUGCUGGCUGUCCUCACCACCUCUCUGCUGUGCACUCGCAAAAAGUACAGGACGAAGCUGAAGGCAGCCAAUGCCAGGAACUCUGCAUCCAUGGGGAAUUCGGACACACAGAAGAUUGGUACAGUGGUACCUGGAACUAACAAGUACACUACGGAAGGUGCUAACCCAGUGCUGAACCUCAAUAUUGCCACAUCUGUAGCCCUAGACCUGGACAUGGAAAGUUCAGAUGUGGACAAAGUCAGCCUUAACUCCCUGGACAACAACUACGAAACAUUCAAUGAAAAAGGAACAAUAAACAGCAUGAAGGGCAUCCAGGAAGAGGAGGAAUAUGACGAUAUGUCAAAGGACGGUGAGGCUCUGGGUUCUGCGCUGGCCCAGCUGGGUGAGAAGAAAAAUACUGUCAAAAAUCACGUUGGUUUCAACAACCCCAUAUUUGACACAACAGAUCUGUGAUUUUCACGACGGAGACUCAGACUAAAAGC